This is a messenger RNA of Heteronotia binoei (common prickly gecko), 1741 nucleotides long. RefSeq names its product leucine rich adaptor protein 1 like (gene LURAP1L). Lineage: Eukaryota; Metazoa; Chordata; Lepidosauria; Squamata; Gekkonidae. The coding region runs from base 743 to 1390 and encodes 215 amino acids. The record is from RefSeq and is a predicted model, not a curated record. The transcript has 2 exons. Gene Ontology annotation, biological process: positive regulation of canonical NF-kappaB signal transduction.
GGAGGGGUCUUUGCAGCGUUGAAGGAUAAGGUGAGGCGCUUCCUAUAUAGGCAUUACGGUAGAAGGGCUGGCCCUCCUCGGUUCCACCUGUCACUACGGCGUAAAGUUUCAGUUUUUCUGGAAAAGUCAAUGAUUUGGAUCGAAGUGGCGGUUGAGGAAUCUUUGCAUAAUUUCUGGGGAAUGUAGAGGGAGCUCUACCCACAUCCGCUCUAAGCUUGGUCAUCAUUCUGUGCUUCUGUUCAUCCAGGACACUCACACGGGAGUGUCAUACCGGGGGGGGGGGGGAGAGAGGAAGGGGGGGACACCCUUUUCCUGACUGAGCUUCCCGGAGGGGUUGCUCGCAGGCUUGCUGCUGCUUCCCAGAGCUCAGCCAAAGUCCCAGCAGCCGUCCGACUGGGAACUGAACGCGCGGGUUCGCCUGCUUCCUGCAACAACACCCCCGCCCGCCCGCCCUCGCCGCCACCCCAAGGGCUGGAGUUUGCAAUCCAAAUAAUGCAGCUGCCGGAAAGAGGCAGCGACUCCGGUUGUUUCCCUCGGCGGGUCACCUGGCCGGCUUGCUGUCGUUCGCCUCCCUUCCACCCCCACCUGUGACUGCCGCUUGUCGGGCGGAUUACCUAAACUGAACUAACAUGGAGAGGUCGGCGAGUGGCGGGCAGUGCGGCUAAAAGGGCUCGGCGCGCCUUUCCCUCUGCCGCCGCCGCCCGCAGCUCUUAAUCCGAAAAGCCUCCUUGAUUCAAAAGCCAUGGAAGAUUGCUGCCUGCCAGAUCUACGCGACAUCGAGCUCAAGCUGGGGCGCAAAGUCCCCGAGAGCCUCGUGCGCUCCCUGCGGGGGGAGGAGCCGGUGGCCGGCACUGGCGAGAAGGACCGCGAGCAACCCGGCGGAGGACUUGAGCCCGCUCCCGCCGGCUUCUCCGCCUCCCUGGCCCCAAGAGGCCCCGCCAUCCUCCGCGGCAACAGCUCCAGCGCCCUAGAACGACUGGAGACCAAACUUCACCUCCUCCGGCAAGAAAUGGUUGAUCUCCGAGCCACUGACGGCAAGCUUAUGCGCCAGCUACUGGUCAUCAAUGAAAGCAUUGAAUCUAUCAAGUGGAUGAUGGAAGAGAAAGGAGCCAUCACUAGCAGAGGUAGCAGCCUGAGUGGCAGCCUCUGCAGCCUACUGGAGAGUCAAGAGACCUCUUUGAGAGGCAGCUACAACAGUUUGCAGGACGGCAGUGACGGACUGGAUGGCAUCUCUGUGGGGAGUUAUCUGGACACUUUGGCAGAUGAUGUCCCUGGGCGACAUACACCUUCAGACAUGGACCAGUUCAGUGACUCUUCUUUUAUAGAUGACUCACAGUCCCUACAUAAACAUCCCAAGAUCGAGUCCGAUGAGUACUACUGCUUUGGUUAAUUAAAGAAGAAGAUUUAUGAGGGACAAAUAUGCACUUGUAUUUAUGACUUUUCCAUGCUGCUAUUUGUGUUAAGCUUUUUAAAAGCACCUUUAUAAAUGAAAACCUAUUUUAAAUCUGCUUUAGUUUUCUCUUUCAGUGUUGCUCCUAGAUUCUUUUUUCCUCCUAAGUGUUUUUUACCUUCUUAAUUUAUUGCAGUGAUUCUUCUUCUCUUUUAUAAUAUCACUUUUUACCAAUUUUUACAAAAAUGAAGGUGGGGAAAUUAACGUGAUCUUGAAUACAAAGUGUGGGAAUGAUUUUUUUUUUUUUUAAUUCUGCAUCUGACUUACAAUAAAACACUUCCUUUAUCUGUA